Messenger RNA from Tripterygium wilfordii, 991 nucleotides. Its product is annotated as protein LURP-one-related 5-like. The record is from RefSeq and is a predicted model, not a curated record. The transcript is spliced from 2 exons. Bases 186 to 830 code for a protein of 214 amino acids. NCBI's taxonomy places the organism in Eukaryota, Viridiplantae, Streptophyta, Magnoliopsida, Celastrales, Celastraceae.
CGUCAUUAAUCUCUCCAAGCAGAAGCGCACAUACACUGUUAAUAAAUAUCUACUGCUUCUGUAUUUGAUAUAAGCGACGUCCAUAUUUCUCCCCUCAGACAUAUACCCAAUUUAAGUUAGUCUAAACUCCAAAGAGGGAGCCAGUAGUGGAGUGUUUGAUCAUUGUUCUUUAGCAAAAAGUGAUAAUGAAGGCCAGUUUGGUGGUUGAUGAAGGGUUUAUUUACGAAGAAGAGACCCAUCUCACAGUCCUAAAGACCUCACUCUUCUUUGCCAACGAUGGCUUCACCGUGUACGAUUGCAAAGGCAAGUUGGUCUUCCGAGUCGACUCGUACGGCCCCGAUGCCCGCGACAGGGGCGAGCACGUUCUCAUGGACACCCAUGGCCGCUGUCUUCUAACCGUUCGACGAAAGAGGCCGAGUCUUCAUCAUCGGUGGGAGGGGUUUCCCGGGGAGGGAAUCAACGUUCGACAACCGAUGUUUAGUGUACGGAGAUCAUCGAUAAUCGGACGGUGUAGCGUGACGGUGGAGGUGUACGAGAAUGGAGGCGAGGAGUACCAGAUAGAAGGCAACUUUGCCCAAAGAUCAUGUACUAUUUACGACGCAACCAAUAACGAAUCAGUGGCUAAGAUUCGACGCAAAGUGGAUGCCUCCACUAACGUGCUGCUUGGGAAGGACGUGUUCUUUCUGUCUGUCAAGCCAGGCUUUGAUGGUGCCUUCGCCAUGGGAUUAGUUCUGAUCCUUGAUCAGAUCAACGGUGUUGAUGAUGAUGAUGAUGAUGAUAUUCAUGUAAUAGAGAGAGCGGCGCAGGUGGAACCCGUCAUAGAGGAUUAGUUUUGUUUUAGUCGAUGAAUACGUUGUUGGGUAAAUAUCUGCUUUUCAAUUGAAUUACGUAAAAAUUUCUAUUAUAAACUUUGAGAAUACGUACAAUGUUCAAUGGGUAAUAAUGUUUUGAUGUUUCUAUUAUUACAAUUUGUGAGAUGAGCCUUUACUUA